Messenger RNA from Zerene cesonia (dogface butterfly), 15206 nucleotides. RefSeq names its product E3 ubiquitin-protein ligase highwire (gene hiw). Lineage: Eukaryota; Metazoa; Arthropoda; Insecta; Lepidoptera; Pieridae. Gene Ontology annotation, cellular component: nucleus. Bases 132 to 13382 code for a protein of 4416 amino acids. The transcript has 75 exons. The record is from RefSeq and is a predicted model, not a curated record.
UGCAUAUUGAUUUUUGAAAAUUAGUGCCCUGCUAAGGGAGCUCAGAAUUUGCAAGUGUUAGGAGUUGAUAUUUUCAGAUGUAGAAAAUUUACAUAAUUAUGGUGUUAUCAAGUCAGGACUAAACCAUAAAAAUGGCUAAUCGCAAUAAAAUGGCCGAGAUAAAAUGCAUGGAGCCAGAAAACUACAGGAAAUAUUUCAGAUCUCUUUGUUGGAGCGGGAACAGGAAACUGGACAGAAAACCUGGUAGAAGAGGCAUAAGGAAAGAUAGAUCCCGAAGAUCAAAAGGCCCAAAUGCAUUUGCAAUAUGUUUCGCGCCAGCCCUCUUAGGAAAUCCAUCUCAAUUUGCUGUAUAUGCUACCGUCCGUAAAUCUAUCCUCUCUCGAUGGCGACACUUACAAGGAUCAGUAGCAGAUUUAUCAGAUGAUAGUGAUAAUGAUGAUCAGAACCAAGUUCCUAUUAUAAAACUUCCUAAAAUUACAGGAAUUGGUCUUCGCACCGUGUUCAGUCUGAUUGAUCAAGCAAGGUUUAAAGAUGCUAGUCUAUGUGAGUGUGCUCUUAAAGCUUUGCUUGAUGUAUUACAAGCUCACGCACCUGAGGAUUUGUCCCAUGAGAACACAGAAAUCAUCACAAAUCUACAUGAUAUACUUGUGGAGAUAACAGGUGGUAUUGGAGGCCCAGGCCGACCAGAUGUACCUUCAACACUUACAGCCAUCAGCAGCUCUUGCCUGAUCGCUCUAUCAGUUGCGAAGGGUGAAGCUGAACUUAUUCUGAACACUGUAACAUCACUCAUUAUGGUUGCACCAAGUCUAUCUGAACAGCUUGUGCAGGUGCCAAUGAAUCUGAAUAUGUUGCAACGAAGCGUACAAUCCAUAAUCUUAGGAUCUCCAUCACGUAAUCUGUGGCUAGACUUUGGGGUUCCACAUCAGUGCUUAGUCAACAGUUUUCCAGUAGAUCUUCCACCACUACUUACUACUGGUUCUCAAGAACUUGUUAUCCGAUCACUCGUAUCUGAUGGGUGUUUUCUCUAUGUCUUUACAUCUAAAGGUCUAUUGAAAAUUGGAUCUGGAUAUGGCAAUUCUGUUCGCCAACAUGUAUAUUUGUAUAAAUCAGACUUUUUUGCCUGUGACCGUCAUGGAUGGUUGGGCUAUUGUAAGGAUAAAUUAUAUGUAAGGAUUGGUAGAAAGAAGACUGAUAUUUAUGAAGUAGACAAGGAAACCUUUGAAGUAAAAAGUGUAUUACACUUAGAUCCAGGAUCGCCACUUCCCAUUGAACCCAAAUCAGCUGUAUUCAGCGAUGGUAACAAACUCGGACUAGUCGUACUCACUAACUAUGACAAUUUGACAAUCAAAUUUUACGAUGUCGCUUCAACGGCAUCGAAUCGUACAGAAGGCGGCACUCAUAUUAUGGAGUCUUGUAAAGAAUUGCACGUGCACCUUCUAAGACGAUCGACACUUGCACUCGGUCGUGCGCCAUUUGAAGAUGGUAUUACUAGACGAAUCACGGACAUAGAUUCACCAGUAGCUGUGCAACUGGAUGAUAAUGAAGACGACCCACUCAUUGCUAUCAGUGCUGGUCAAGACUUUGGCUUACUGACAACUGCUUCAGGAAAAGUAUAUUACACUGGCAAAGCAACCAGCUUGGGAUACAAGAUGUCAUCAACAUACACUGGACGAUGGACACUAAUGAAAGAAACUUGUUUUAUUAGAAACGAACAACCAAAAAUAAGAAAAACAAGGGUUAUACAGGUUGCAGUAGGCCAUGAAGGAGUCCAUGCUAUAUUAGUUCUUGACAAUGGGUCAGCUCUUUUUACCGGCAUUGCCCGCCGUGGUGAGGACGGUGACGGUAAUAAAAGGCGAUCACCGAAACCCAGUCGCCCAAAGAAGAUUGCAAAGGCGGAGAAUUUUUACGUUGUAUACGCUGCUUGUAACUACGGAUCAACAGCCCUAGUUACACGACAAGGAGUUGUGUUGAUGUUCGGCAAGGAUACGCAGCAUUGCGACUCAGCUGGCAUCGUCACUGGCUUGAGACACGAGAGGAUCGUGCAGGUCGCUUUGGGUAAAGCUCAUGCCGUGGCGUUGACAAAUCUUGGACAAGUCUACAGUUUUGGUAUCAAUAAUAAAGGUCAAUGUGGAAGAGAAUUUGGAUACACUAAAGAAAAACCAUAUCCACUUGGAAAAACUACAUCCAAGGAUGAACCGGUCAUAUGCAUGUCCGAUCAACACACCUGGGUCACCGAUUACUGUCGCAUCUGCGUCAACUGCCGAGAAUGUACUGGAUUUGCUGGCAAUUGCAGUUGCGCUGCUUUACCUAAUCGUAUACCUAAGGAAAAAUGUGGUUGCGGUGAGGGCGAGAGCGGCUGCAGCACGUGCGGUAUCUGCCGCCGCUGCGCCGAAGUCGAGUCGGCUUCCCGUGUACCCGAUAGUGAGGACGAUGUGUCUGUUUAUGAUAUUGCUAGUACUUCUGAGCAAGCUGCGGAAGAAGAGAUGAAAUAUCUACAGUUUGAGGCUCACUGCUCCAAAGACGAUGUAGAAAAAGACGCUAGUUUCAAAGGCAGCAGUCUACCACCAGCUCGGAUCCCUCUACCUGGGGGACAUAAAGUGGAAGCGAUCGCUUGUGGGUUGCAUCAUACUGUUUUAAUGACACAUCUUGGCGAUGUCUUGACUUUUGGCUCAAAUCAAUAUGGCGCUUUGGGAGCGGGAGACAUAUCAGCACAUCAUAGGAUCAUACGUGUCAGAGUCCCUAGAGCCUCUGCUAUUGCGGCUGGAAGCAAUCAUACAGCUGUUCUUACGAAUGAUGGUGAAUUAUACACAUUUGGCAGCUAUCAGAAAGGGGCACUAGGUCGUCCCCGUAUUGAUGAACCACGGGCAGAUAGAUGCCCAAUAUGGUAUGCAACUCCAGGCAAAGUACCACGCCUGGGCCCCAAAUACAACUGUAAAGCUAUCACCGUAUCCGCAUCAGGAGAUCAAACAUUCGUUCAGGUUUCUCAAGCGGUCCUUAAAUCUGAUACACUUUUCAGUUCUACCAUAACGGCGAACAAUAAUACAAUCAUAAUAUUACCCAACCGACCUGAACAUACAUUCAAAUGUGUAACGAUUUGUAAGACCGAUGGUUCUUGCUUCGCUUGGUCAGGAGCAGAACAGGUCGACUUCGUGAACACUCUUGCUUGUCUUGAUCCUCUGUACGACGUAUUGUGGUGUUACCAACCACAAAUGAGAGUGAUGAAGUCUUACAAUAUCCUAGCAUUCGAUGCACAUAAACUACAGAGAUGCUGCAAAAAUGACCCAGAGGGUUUCGUCAAUGAUAUUGACUUUGAAUACCCACAUUACGGAAUCAUGCGACGUCUUGAAGAGUUUAGAAAUCUUGAGAACUUUGAGUGGAUCAGCAAUAGCGACGAUAAACCAACAGAUGGAGUCGCUAUUGCCAAUGUAUCGAUAUUGAAUCAAGACCUCGCCUUGCCGAGCGCUAAGAACUGCUAUGUGACUAGAAUACAUGCUGCGUUGCAUUUACUUGGAUGUAUAGACUCACUACUUUACGUACAUGAUAAUAGACUAACUCAAGUGGAAUGUAAAAGAGAUAGCCUAGCUUUGCCUGUGUCUCCUUUGCGCGAAGACUUCUUAACAGUAAACCGCUUUGAGAGUCAUGGCGGUGGCUGGGGCUAUUCUGGACAUUCAAUUGAAGCUAUUCGCUUUAUGAGUGAUACUGACAUACUUUUAGGGGGAUAUGGACUAUUUGGCGGACGUGGAGAGUAUACUGCGAAGAUUAAACUCAUUGAUAUUGGUACCGAAGGAGGUGAUCAAGAAGGCGAUGGUGAAGUACUAGCUGAAACUGGAGAUAUCCCAUACGAGUGUGCGCCUAGGGACAGAUUCCCAAUGCUGUUUGAAAAUCCAAUACCCCUCACUGCACAAAGGUGGUAUGUGGCCUGGGCAUGUAUAAAUGGGCCUUCUUCAGACUGUGGUUCCACAGGCCAAGCCAUAGUUAUUAACGAUGAUGUAGGAUUUCAUUUUAAAACUUCUAAAAAAUCAAACAAUGGAACCGAUGUCAACGCUGGGCAAAUACCAUGCCUCUUAUACAAUGUUAUAAACCAUGAUCAUAUACCAAGACGACGAAAAGACCCUGGCGAACCAGUCAGCAACCUCACUAAAAAUAUAUCGAGGAAAGUAACUGUGGCUUGUUUCAAGUCUCUCAUAACUUUACUUCAGUGGAGUUGGAGUACUUUCAAGGAAAUUCUUCUUGACACAAAUGGCCAAAUUCCAAUUAAUUAUCACAAGCUAAAUGUCAUGAAAAAUCAAAAAAGACUCGUUUACAUUAUACGUGCCUGUUUGCGAAUUGUGAAAUCAUACAUCAAUGAGAUAUAUCCUCAAAACAACCGAAAGAGGAAUUCUCAAGAAUAUAUGGCCUACGUUGAAAUUAUAGCCGACAUCCGAAAUCUAAUUCAAGCAAUGAUGGCAGACCAGACUCCUACAUGUAGCAUGUUGCCUCGGAAACCGGGUAGAAGCAAGUCACAGAGAACAUGUUACGUACAGUUCGCUCUGGAAAUGACAAAUUCCAUAAUAAAGGAAGCGCACGAAACUGUAACAGCUUGUUUCCAUGCUUUCUAUCCGACGCCUAUUUUAAAGUGGCAUCACUUGUGUUCGCUUCUGUAUAAUGUUUCGGAUGGAAUAGUACCUGCCUCCCAGAUCCGAGAAUUAACAUCAACAUGCGCUGCUAUGUGUGGCUUUAGAAGCUUACGUGAUGUGUUACAGUACAUUGUGCCCGUGACUCAAAGCUGCAUCAUGUUAAAUGAAAUGAGGAAACUUGAGAGCAAAGUUGUCAAAGAAGUACCCAGUAAGUCAGCAACCGUUCCGCGUUCAGCGCAUUCACAACAUUCUCCAAAACCACCGCCAAUCCCACCUAGGGCCAAUAGAGACGCUAGGCAACUACCUUCAACAUCAAAGUCAAAUCAUACCGAUUGGCAUCUCCUGGACAUUAUACCCAAGCUACUGGACAUGGUUCUUUUACCGAUUAAAGAACAAAUGAUGACUCGACAGUGUGGCCAGCCCCAUGACCACGGAGAGAUUCAACAAAAUGAGAAACUCACCGACUAUUGCUGCAAAUUUGUCGUGCGCAUAAUAGCUGAAUUAGCUUUCAGUUCCAAGAACAUCAAGGAAGACGCAGAUACAACGACAAUAAAACAUCUCAUAACACCGUCACGCUUCAUCCGUGUGAAUACGAACCGCUCCUGGAACACGAGCAACGGCAGCCCAGACGCCAUUUGUUUCACCAUAGAUCGUCCUGGUAUAAUGCUGGUUGGAGCAUGCGUUUAUGGCGGCCCGGGAACGUUUGAGUAUACCCUGGAACUUUUACAUGACGUGAGGUUACGUGGAAUAACAGAGGAAACGCGACCGUCGCAUUGCUGGAUCAGUGUGGAGGUUGUACAUGGCUCCUUCUCUGCAGCUGACUGUCAACAUGACAUGGUGCAAAUCAAGUUUGAAAAACCUGUACCAUUAAAGGAAGACCUACGAUAUGCGCUCAGAUUUUGCAACAACGGAAGCCGAACGUCUAACGGUGAUAGUGGUUUGGCGUCGGUCAAAGGACCUGAUGGUACCUCCUUCCAUUUUUCAUCCUGCUCUCUCAGUUUUAACGGUACCACAUUGGUGAGAGGUCAAAUACCUUGCCUUAUAUAUUAUGGUACAACCAAACCGUUGAAUUCUGCCGAUAAUCCUGAUACAUUGAUGGCCGCGCUGCGUGCGAUAACUUUGAGAGUUGCCUCUAUGGUGAUCGAGCGCGGCGCUGACUUGUUUUGUUCGCUUCGAAAUGAGCUCACAACAGAAGACUUGAGGCGAAAUGCAUUUGUAUUGCAACAGUCACCUGUUAUAAAUACCUUGAUGCCAUAUGUGCUGGCUAACCUUGAGGGGUUAGAUGACUCAAAGAGUGUGAUACAUCUUCUUGAAAUUAUACAUAAACUGCUUCCACACGUAUCUGCAAUGAAUUUGCUAGUACCUAGUGCGGAAGAGAUAAGCACAACUACUACAACGCAUUAUUACACUUGGAUUGAAAGUGACCAUCCUUACAAACAGGCCACUGUUUCUAACAUGAGAGUACUAUUCCCCGCGCAAGUGUCAUGGAUCGUUCUUGAAAUGGAUCCUAGAAGCAUUACAGCGCAGCCGGAAGACAAUCUAACGAUCUACGCCGUGGCCGGGUCUCCACGGCACCGAUGCCAUUGCUCCAGCGAGUUUCGUGUUUCCGAUCCACCAUUCCGUAAGAGGUUAAUCCAGCUAACAUCGGAUACGGGUGACGUAGAGGAGCUUGACGAGGGUUGCUUUGAAGCACCGUGCAUGCAAUACAACUGUACUUAUGUGAGCGUAACGCCUAGACUUUCUAAUACGUCUGCUGAUUGGCCUCACAAGGGCCUAUUGGUUCCCGGGAAUGAAGUUAUAUUUUCAUUGGAGACUGCUUCAGAUUAUUUGAACGAGUACAAGAACGACGAAGAGGCUGAUGAGAGCAGAUUCGGUUUCCGUUGCCUAUGCGCGGGAUACGAAGACCUUCCACUGACUUCUCAUCGCCAGGGCCUGGUGGCCCUCGAGAUGGAACUGGUGUACAGUGGGGCGGCUUGUGCUGCGCGCCUCCUGGCUCCCGAUAUCGAUAUAUCGCCCCUAAGUUACUUGACAGUGGUGGAACUGCAAAUGCUGGCUACCAACGGCACCACUCCGAGCGGGGACGAAGCAACGGACGAGAGCGAGGCCAUGUUCCUGUACCGCGGUCUCGAUCUGCCGUCAGCGCCCAGCGUGCAUAACGUGCUGGACGGUCAACCGUUACUGCGGUGCAUAUCAACUGAACGCCAGUUUUUGUCGGAUUUUGUGGCGGGCGCCGAGAGCACGGCUGGUGGCAGACUCGCGCGUUGGUUGGCCCCAACCUCUCGCGUGGAGCCAUCCAAGUGCGAACUGAAAGCGCCGGCCUCCGUGGUUCUUCCAACGGCGCGUGUCAACCUGCCUGUCAUCGUUAAAGAUCAAUACGGCGACGUUGUGACCUCUUCAGCCGUAAAAAUUGAGGUUAUAGUACAGAAUUUGGCAAUGUCGCUCAGCAUGAAUCGUCCGACAGAAGCUGAGCAAGCGGGGGGGAUUCCAAAUGUACGAUUCGCAACUACGAUAAGAGAAACUAUGCGUUUUCAGACUAUUACCAUGAUGAAGCCCUAUCAAGACUAUUCAUUGGAAGAACUGCGUUUUGCGAGUGGAUUAUGGGGGGAGGCGAGAUUGAAAGGUCUUGGCAUGUUAAAAGUCCCUACAGAACGUAUCACAGUACACUCACAAACGGACGGUUCGUACUCUGCUCUGUGGGUCCCACGCGCUCCAGGAAAAUAUCUUUUCAGAUGCACGCUGGAUGACCAGCCGUCACCACAGGAAAUAGUGAUAGAAGUACCAGAAAAUGAAAAUUUGGACGAUGAAGAUACCUCUUUACCAGCCGAGGGAACCACCACAAAGCUGAAGCGUUUCGUGACACAGUGUAGCGCAGGCUUACGCGUGCGAGCCAGUCCGAGCCUUCAAGCUGAAGAACUUGGAAGAAUACCGCCAGGAGCUUAUGUGGCAUACUUGGAAGAAGUUUUAAAUAAAGAUGGCGCCUGGGUUCGUUUGAGUGGUGACUCGAUUCAAGCUUAUGUAGAAAGCAACGUGGAUGUUGCAUGGUGUAUGCAAUAUCAUCGGCAACUUGACUGCGCUCUAUUAGGCCCAGUUGAAGAUGAGCCUGUAACCCCUCCCGAAGAAGAUCCUUCUGGAUGGAACAGAUUAGAAGCGCAGUCAGAACUUCCGAUGUGGCCUUUAGAUGAUGACGUAGAGGCCAAUGAUGCAAAUGCCGAGGAGAGACCUUUCCCGUUUUCCAUUCAAUGUGAUCUUCCAGAUGAGGAGGAUAGGCGUAAUCCUGCUCUGAUGGCAGAGCCGAGCAAAAUUGAUAGAAAAAUGAGGAAAGAAGCGGCUGUUGCAGUAAUUAACCAACCGGCUAGACUUCCUCUGCGACAACCGCGUAGAAAUAAUGGUAAUGGCGACGGAGAAGAUGAGGUUCCUGCUCAGGCGGUUCAAAAACUUGCAAAUAACGAACAAGACGCUAACGAUGCCAAUAAUGUUAAAUUUGCUGAAGUUGUAGAGCUGGUCGAUGAAAGUUUGAACAAAAUGGAAAAUGAUGUUAAUGUACGAGAUGAUUCAGUUCAAAAGGCACAAGCGAUACCAAAAGCGGCGGCCAAUGUAGAAGAUAUCGCCGAUAACAACGAAGCGGAUGCUCUUAAAUGCCCUUAUGCAAAAGGGGCUGAUGUUAAAAAUGUAAUUGAGGCCGUCAAAAUAAGGAAUGCUAUAGAAGCUGUUAAUGUAGACAAACCAGUGGAGGAUAAGAAUAAUGCGGACCCAGUUCCACCCGACAAAGUAGAAGAAGAGAAAAUUCUCACGCAAGCUGCGACUCAGACUUCACCCGAAACGAGUGUUCAGGUUCAACGAAACGAUCAGCCCACUCCCAGUACUUCGAAGGAUGAAAAGAUUACCACACCCCGAGAAAGAGUGUCAAGCGUAUCAAGUUUCAAACGGCCGUCGUCACCUCCGCCCUUACCCGCGCGAAGCAAGCCCGCACCGGUGAAGAAACAAGCGCAAAGUCCGGCUCAAGCUGAAUGCUUACGGUCUAUUUUUGCUGCGCUAUUAUGGCAUGAAGGCAUCGUACACGACGCGAUAGCGUGCGCCGCAUUCCUGAAGUUCCACCCGCAGUUGCCAAAGGCUGGUGCCCUAGUUGUGACUCGUGGCGCUCCUCAUGAUCCGCCGAUUCCUAAACCUCAGAGACAUUCCGUGGAGGUUUCCAAUGCUGGUCAAUAUCUCCGCAUAAAUCCAUCUACGUUGGAGACGCUAACUAGAUCAGGCACUGAAGCCAGUUCGAGCAGAGCUCGUAGAAGUGACUUCAAUGGCACCAUACGUGAAGAGGACUCACAUUCACAUAUUGGCGAAGCAGGUCCGUCAUCGUCAUCGACUCCAUCGACUUCAGUAGUAAAUGUGCUACCUCCAGCAUUACGAGCACUCGUUGCUUUGUGGGAUUCCCUUUGUGACGCCGAUCAAUUGAAUGCUGCUACUGACAAGCUUAAGAAGGAAGAGAACAAUGACAAUGACGAAAUUGGUCCACUUGGGGGCGCAUUGCGAAAGAAAAAUUGGAAAUAUGGACCUUCGAAUAAGUUACCAUAUAUGGUGCGAUGUGAACUAUGCGGUGGAGCAAACGUGUCUCCACCAUUAGCAGCGCACAUGCGGUCCGCUCACCCCGGCUGCCGCGCGCCGACUACCCGUGGCUACGACCGUGCGGGUACUUACAAGCACGCUGAUCCGAUACCCUCCACCGCUGACUCGCCCGCAUCUGCGUGCGGGCAACUUGCGCAAGCGUACCAACUUUGGUACUUAUUCUGCGAGAAAUGCCGCGAGAAGGCGCUGAAAGCCGUGAGCGUGAGGCCAAAGAAGUCCGUCACCAUUACGGAAGUCAGUCGUCCCGAGAAAGCAGAACCAGAGAUCGACCACUACACAAUGAAGGACAAUGCUAUUUUCCUUCUGGACUUAACUCCAUUGAAUAAUUCAGAAGCCGCAAAUAUUUCACCGUGGCAAGAUACAUCAUGUCGCAGUCCGCCUACACCUCCAGGGAGUCUGUGGCAGCCAGCUCCGCCAUUCCAAUGCCUGCCCGCUUUGGGUGUCGCCCCGAAGACGAGCGCAGCGGAUGCAGCAAGAUACCAUUCUCUUGGACGGCCAUUGCCUGCAACUAAUGUGAACAAUCCGUUUGUUCCCAACGAGAUGUCGAGUUCUCAAUACCCUCGAGUGCAUCGUUCGGUGUCUAUGGGCCAAGCGGGCGGCCGCGACCUGGCCCACGCCGCUCGACCGCCACUCACUAGAUUUGAGCCUGAUUCUCAAGAAACGCUUUCCGGAGCGGGAUCCUCUCUACUCUCGCAGCCGAGUGCAGCUUUACAGAAAUUAGUUGGUUGCGACUGGAAUGCUGAAGGCGGGGGUGUCUCUGCAUUUUCGACACCACACGUGGACCCUGAAAGCAUAAUCAGGACACCAGUACUCUCGUUUAUCCUAGCGAAACGAGACUUGCAAAGUCAUAAACAAAAACUGGAUGCUAUUGUCAGAAUAAAUACACUUCGACAAUACGCUUUUGAGGCUAUGAACUGGUUACUACGAUCCACCAGCCAGCCUACAUGUGUGCACGAUGUGAUGUGGUGGUUCUGUAACGCGCUUGACUCGUAUGCGCGUAUCGUACAGCCGCCCGACCCUUCUGACGAUAAUAAGGAGAAUGUUCUAAACGACGCAAGCCGUAGCAUCAUCCCCACGGCAGCUACAUCCGCGCUGUGUCCCGGUGGGCGCGCCGCACGUGGCGCACGCGCGGCCUUCCACGCGUUCCUGGGUUCCAUUAGCACUCUAGCGCCCUCUCUACCGCCCUCCAGCGCUGCCAACCUGCAGGCUGUGCGCUGCUGGGAGCUGCAGUACUCCCAACAUGACCGCGCGUUCUUGCACAGAUCGCAAGUAUUUAGCGUUAUCAGCAAGAUUCUUUCUCACACUGAAGAUGGUGCUUACGAAGACGGUCUUCUGGGAGCUUUGCAUGAAAGCUAUCAAAGCUACUUCAACAAGCAACAGAAUUACGUAUGGAGUUGCCCAGACGUAACCGGUUGGUGUACCAUCACAGUUUCUUCGCGACAAGGAAUGGCCGGUGCUUUGACUGACAACACCACUGAGACAUUUUGGGAAUCCGGCGAUGAAGACAAAAAUAAAACGAAAUGGAUCCAGAUAGCUUAUAGUGGCGGUUCUGCGGAAGAUAAACCCCAUAUUGUCUGUAUCCACAUAGACAAUACUAGAGACCCUGCAACAAAAACCCAGAUGGUUACGUUCUGGUACAGCGCAGGACCAACUGACUUACUUCAAAUGAUGGACGUUGACGUGGACACUAAGAACGCUCAUUGGGUUUGCUACAUCUUACCCCGUUCGUCAAGUACAUCGGUUCGUGUUCGCUGUGAGCUUCGCGGGCCGGACCCCGCGGUGCGCGUGCGCCAAGUGCGCGUACUCAGCGGACCGCAGUUGAAUCCCUCCCAGUGUGUGCAAACACACCCUCUGCACUCUCUUACUGAGAAGGAUACGCUGCGAGUAUUCCGCUUACUCACUUCACAAGUAUUUGGAAAGCUUCUGGAGUGGGAGCAAACUGGCAGCGAUUCGGAUGGUCUAGUGGUUGGAGAGGUCACAGGUGAUGACAGUGAUCUGCGCGAACACGUCGUGGGUAUACUGUUCGCUGGACACAAAUUGACUUCACUACAAAAACAGGUUAUGACGCAUAUCGUUUGCGCAAUUGGCUGUGAAGCUUCGCGCGUUCGAGACGACUGGGAGACAGCUCUGCUUUGCGCCGAAGCCGUCGAGCGAACAGACGAUGAAGCGCAGCCUAGGCUCACUCAUCAACAGGACAAUUAUUGCUUUGAGAUGCUUUCAUUGCUCUUGGCACUUAGCGGAAGCGUAGCUGGGCGUUCCCAUCUCGCACAGCGAACAGAAUUACUUGCUGAUCUGUUGGCUCUACUGCACACAGGAAGUGAACGUGUACAACGCCAGGUAAUAUCGCUCUUACGAAGAAUGAUAUUUGAAAUACCACCGCAAAAGAUGUUGGCUGCACUCAACUAUGGCGCGGAUUUAGGUGCAAGAUAUGAAUCAACUGUAACGUUACUGGAUCACCUGGUCUGCUAUGUGGGCAAAGCAGUGACAGUGCAAGUGAAAGUGAAGGGUGCAAGCGGAGCGUCCUCCAACACGGUGACGAUGGGCACCACCGUAACUCCAGCGCCACCUGCGGCCUGGUUCAUGCGGGGAGAAACUACCAGAAGCCACGCCCAGGUCGUAGCCAGACUUCUCACCGAUAUGGCUGAGGAUAAAGUGUCGCCUGCUUGGGGAACUGCUACGCGCAUGGGUCUCUCCGAAUACGUAAGGGCUGUGGCUGAUAUAGAAGAGAUGGAUCGACGGCCCCAGAGAUGCAUCGCUCAACCAACCAUUUGGUUAGCUCUAGCGGCUUUAUGCAUUUGUGAACAAGAAUACAUGGAUCUUAUAAACAAUUCUGGUCGCGAUUCUCGUAACCGCGACUCAAUAGCAGACUCCCGCCAGUUCUGCGUGAACCACGACGACGGUAUCACACCUGCGGUCGUUGAUUGUCGCACUUGUGGCACUCUGUGCUCGGAGUGCGAUCGAUUCUUGCAUCUCAAUAGGACGGCAAGAACUCACCAGAGACAGAUUUGCAAAGAAGAAGAGAGCGCGAUCCGUGUUGACAGCCACGAGGGUUGCGGUCGAGCCAAACUCUUCUGGCUCUUGCUUCUCGUGGACCGGCGAACCCUCAAGGGGUUGGCGGAGUUCCGCGGCAUGGAAACAGGAGUGUGCGAGCCGGGCGAAGGGGUGUGUAGCGCCACAGGCCUGGCUGGCGUGUGUCGCUUCUGCGGCACGCGUGGAAAUUCCGGCCUACUCGCUAUUGGCAACGUGUGUGCUGACCAACAAUGCCAGGAGCACGGUCGCGAAGCGUGCGCGCGCAUCCUCCCUUGCGGUCACAUCUGCGGUGGCGUGCGCGGCGAGCGCGCGUGCCUGCCGUGCCUGUUCGGGUGCGCCAGUGCGGACACACUGCGCCAGGACGCGGACGACAUGUGCAUGAUCUGCUUCACCGACCCGCUGCAGGCUGCACCGGCUAUACAACUAUCCUGCGGCCACGUAUUCCAUCUACACUGCUGCAGAAAAGUACUGCUGAACAAGUGGAAUGGUCCUCGAAUCACAUUUUCGUUUUCGAAAUGCCCGAUAUGCAAAGAGGACAUGUUGCACUGGACUCUCGAAGACCACCUCGCCCCGAUACGCAAGCUCCGAGAGGAGGUGCGUCGCAAAGCCCUGAUGAGGUUGGAGUACGAGGGGCUGGCGGCAAGCAGCUCUAAGGGCAAGACGUUGGUGGACCCCGCUGGGUACGCCAUGGAGAGAUAUGCGUACUAUGUGUGCCACAAAUGCGGGAAGGCAUAUUUCGGUGGUUUGGCUCGUUGCGAGGCGGAGUCCAACAGCACUUGGGACCCUAAGGAGUUAGUCUGCGGGGCAUGCAGUGAUGUGGCCGGGGCAAGGAUCUGCUCCAAACAUGGGUCGGAUUUCCUGGAAUACAAGUGCCGAUACUGCUGCUCGGUGGCUGUAUUCUUCUGUUUCGGCACUUCGCACUUCUGCAAUGCGUGCCACGACGACUUCCAACGCGUGACUAACAUCCCACGUCAUCUACUACCACAAUGCCCAGCGGGGCCCAAAGGGGAGCAGCUCCCCGGCACGACCGAGGAGUGUCCCCUGCACGUGCAGCACCCCGCCACCGGCGAAGAGUUCGCGCUCGGCUGCGGCGUCUGUCGCAACGCGCACGCAUUCUAAACGUACACGCUACCUGGGAAAACCUAAGUAACCCCAGCGCCGCCGCCACCACCCACUCCGAAAGAAUUCAUUCGAUAAUCAACAUCUUAAAUGGACUCGUUGAAAACAAAUUGACGAUAAGAGAUAAUAUUUAAUCAUCACAUUAUUAUCUCGAACUACCAAUUUCAGGACCGUUUUUCAAUACUCAACUUUGAGGAUGAUUGUAAAAAUUUUCGUCAUACUUAAUGUUUAUUGAAAUGACUAUUAAAAACGGUCCUACAUCACUGGACAUAGACAUAUUAUCAAUUAUUAAGGACAGACUGAAAAUAAAGUUGCGCAGGGUAGGGCGAGAUAGUAUGGUGCUUAGUAUGUAAGGUAUUACGCAUAAAUUUAUGGCAGCCGAGCCACAUUAUACCUAAAUCGAGGUAUAGCAUUGGUAUCCCGGCUCGAACUGCUGUCCCAGGCUCCAAGAACGAAGUGAAGAAGGAUCAGAAUGCUCUUGUGUUUCGUUUGCUUCUUAGCCCAGGAAUGAAUUUUUUUUCAUUAUCUCUCUAUACUAUACUAUAUAUUAUAUAUUAUUUAAGAAUUUCGAAGUAAUGGUUCUAAACCUGUUUACUCAUUCUUUCCUUAAAUAGGGAGCACAUUUGCUUUCUCUGACACUAUUUUCGCAACGUAUACAAAAUUUUAACAAACAUGAGGAAAUUAUUACUUUCUUGUUUAGGUCUUAUAAAGUUGUAAACAUUUGUUAUACCGCAACUGCGCAGUAUUUGCGCAAAGAUUUUGUAACAGCACAUUUUAUAAUUUUAUAAAUAAAUACGUACUAUUAUAACUAUCGACUGGUUAUCCCUCCAUAUUUUACUUUCAUAUAUUGUAACGUUUGAGAAUAUUAAUUAGCAACUUCGACAAAUCUACAAUUGUUAUUUACUUUCAUACGCUUUUUAUAUAUAUAAUCUGAAAGUUAGUAUUGGAUGUAAACAUUAUGGGAAUAAGAUGUGGUUGUAAUAAACGAAGAAAUGAUAAUUUGUUAUUUUAUGUAAUAUGUAUAAAGAUAACAUCUACCUAAUCUAUGUAAAGCCAUUAUCAAAAAUGAAUCGAGACUACAUUGUAAAAAUCAAUAAAAACACAAGCUCAUCUAACAGCCGUUUGUUCGUAAACAUUAGUUAUUAGAAAAUCAAUAGUUUUGGCGAAAGAGCACCACAAGGUGUUACCUAUUUAAUACCCGUGUUCGAAGAACUCAUUUUCACACCACCAUGAGGUAAAGUGACGCCUGCCUCAUCCUCUCAUCACGUCUAAUUUAGAAAUGGGGGCAAAAGUUUAUUGUGACUCAAGAGCCAACCACGCCCAGACUUUCGUUUGUUUAUAAAAGCUGAAAAUCUUUUCGGGCAUUUACCCCAUAGAGAUACGAAUGACCAGCGAAUAUAGAGUUUGGUUCGUGGUUACUUGGGCAGGUAACAGGUGAUAAAGGUGUACAAAAUAGUACUUAGAAUUACUUUUAAGUAUAAAGCUCUAUGUUUGUUUAUUUCCUUUAGAAAUUUCGUCAUUCUUUACCGAACACUUAUGACACUUACUAGCCCCUACCAGACACCCCCAAAACUUUAGUAGAUUUAAGCUAUACUUUUAUUAUAUUAAAGCUAUUUUUCUAUAUAUGUUACUUACCUAUACAACCUAUACAGGAUUGUUACCUCAAUAGCCGGAUAGUUUAAAUGGUUUAUACAUUUUGCCAGACUCAUUGAAAUUUCUAUGUGUAAUGAUGAUGAUGAUGAUGUGGACUUUGUACACCUUUAUCACCUGUUAGCUGCCCAAGUAACCAAAACCUAAACACUAUAUUCGCUGGUUAUUCGUAUC